Piliocolobus tephrosceles (Ugandan red Colobus) is the source of this 584-nucleotide messenger RNA. Its product is annotated as sperm protein associated with the nucleus on the X chromosome N3. The record is from RefSeq and is a predicted model, not a curated record. NCBI's taxonomy places the organism in Eukaryota, Metazoa, Chordata, Mammalia, Primates, Cercopithecidae. The transcript has 2 exons. The coding region runs from base 79 to 504 and encodes 141 amino acids.
CUAGGAAGCUUCAAUAUAGCUGUGGAAGUCUGGACUCUACAAGAGCCUACUAGAGACAUUCUACAACCUACCACAAUCAUGGAACAGCCAACUUCAAGCACCAGUGGGGAGAAGAUGAAGGGCCCCUGUGAAUCCAACAACAACAAAAAUGAUGAGAUGCAGGAGGCACCAAACAGAGUCUUAGCCCCUGAACAGAGUUUGAAAAAGACAAAAACACCAGAAUAUCCAAUAAUAUUUGUGUAUUACCACAAGAAGGGUAAGAAAAUAAGUUCAAGUCAACUGGAGAAUGACCAGUCCCAAGAGAACUCCAUCAAUCCAAUCCAAAAGGGGGAGGAUGAAGGCGUAGACUUAUCUGAAGGAUCUUCAAAGCAGGAUGAAGACUUAGACUCAUCUGAAGGACCUUCAAAAGAGGACAAAGACCUAGACUCCUCUGAAGGAUCCUCACAGGAGGAUGAAGACCUAGGCUUAUUUGAAGGAUCUUCACAGGACAGUGGGGAGGAUUAGUCACACAUGGAGAAACCAAAUUGCACAAAUCAUCACUACUGAUGGCGAUGAUUACAAUAAAAUCAAGUUUGAGGAGUUGA